AUGGCAUGUCUGGUGGCCUGGGACCCAAUGUUCAACCUUCGGAUCGGCGGCAUCACGGUGCUGGUGGUGGGCGUGUGGACAGUGGUGGACAAGUCGGAGUUCGAGAAGCUGCUCGGCACCGACCUGUACGUCUCGUCGGCCUACAUCCUGAUCGCCACCGGCGCCAUCGUCUCCCUGGUCGCCUUCCUGGGCUGCCUCGGCGCCGUCAAGGAGAUCAGAUGCAUGCUGCUGACGUACUUCAUCAUCCUGCUGGUGCUGUUCGUCGUGCUGCUCGUCGGCGGCAUCCUCGGCUACGUAUUCAACGAGCGCGUUGAGGACACCAUUACCACCAAGAUGACGGCUGAACUGGACGAGUACAGCACGAAACAGGGCAUCAAGGACGCGUGGGAUGCUGCACAGAGCCAGAUGAAGUGCUGCGGCGUGGACCGGCCAGAGGACUGGAAGGGCCGUGUCACCCCGCUGCCGGCCUCGUGCUGCCCCAAAGGGACGGCCGAGCCCUGCACGGAAGCCAACGCCUUCCAGAUCGGCUGCAAGGGCCGCAUCAAGGAGUUCGUCACGGCGCACGCCACCGUCAUUGGUGGCGUCGGCGUCGGCAUCGCGUGCGUCAUGCUGCUCGGUAUGAUCUUCGCCAUCGCGCUCUUCAAGAUGAUUGAGUGAGGCACGCUAAGGCCGUCGAAAGGCUGAAGCAUUCGCCGCAGCUGCGGACCGUCUUUCGUCGCAGUGGUGGUGCGUCGGCGUAUCGCGAGGAGUAUUGCAGCGUCGUUUGUUGGUGCGGACGCUCGAACCGGGAGACAGGUCACUGUUGGGAGGUCGGAGGGGUGCUGUUGGACGGUGCCAGGCGCGAGGGUAGGACGCGGACCAUACUGGAUUGUGAGAGGAAUGGGCGCAGGGGCGUCAGUAAGUCCACAACUGCCCCUCCUCGAGAGGCUUGUCUCAGGAAUGCGUCGUCCACUGGAAUGCCUUCAGAGCGGUUCG
This is a messenger RNA of Pollicipes pollicipes, 975 nucleotides long. Its product is annotated as CD151 antigen-like. The coding region runs from base 1 to 657 and encodes 218 amino acids. The transcript is spliced from 4 exons. NCBI's taxonomy places the organism in Eukaryota, Metazoa, Arthropoda, Thecostraca, Pollicipedomorpha, Pollicipedidae. The record is from RefSeq and is a predicted model, not a curated record. Gene Ontology annotation, cellular component: plasma membrane.